Molecule: messenger RNA, 9303 nt
Organism: Triticum aestivum (bread wheat)
Lineage: Eukaryota; Viridiplantae; Streptophyta; Magnoliopsida; Poales; Poaceae
Exons: 11
Coding region: 2438-9145 (2235 amino acids)
Molecular function (GO): protein binding; helicase activity; ATP binding
Source: RefSeq, a predicted model, not a curated record
CAGAGCCAUGAGUUGGUUGCGAGAUCUUAUGGGUUUCACCUCUAGCCUACCCCAACUUGUUUGGGACUAAAGGCUUUGUUGUUGUUGUUGUAAUCCAGUUUGUUACUUGUGUAUCUUGUGAUGUGUUAACUCCAUCAAUCUGGGUUUAUGAAAAAUUCAAUUCUCUAUGUUUUACCUGUUUAAUAGGUAAUGCUACAUGUUUUACUUAGAAAACUGAGAACAUUAAGUAGAUGACUUGAAAGAUGAAACAUCAUGCUCUAUUACCGAAAAAGGCUUUCUCCCCGCUUUAUAAAUAAAGCAAACCGCCACAAGACAUACAACCACAACAGGUCCACACACACACACCACCCAAGUACCACAACAAAGUAUUAAGGUUCUGCUGAGGGCACAGCUCAACAAGCCCAGAAGAAAGAGAAAAAACAAAGCCUGCCCAGUGCAGGCGAUCUAGUCAGGCUCCGGCGGAGGCGGCGGCGGCGGGGGCGACAGGCGGACGGCCAUCGAGCGGAGAUCGGCGAUGAAGGCAGAGAUGGCGUCCCGAUCCAGGGGGCGGCUAAGCGGCCGCCAAAGCUGCAAGAAACCCGAGAAUUUGUAGAGAGCAUCAGUAGCGCGACGAAGAGGAGUACGCUGGAUCACUAGCUUAUUGCGAACGGUCCAAAGCGUCCAGGCAAGGACCCCAACCUCGAGCCACCUAAUGUGGCGAGAGGACGAAGGGGACAAUUGGAGUUCAGCAAAUAAGUCCGGGAAAUUGGUGUGGCACCAACUCCCACCGACAAUCUCGCGAAAGCAGCUCCAGAGGAACCGGGCGGAGACGCAGGCGAAGAAGAUGUGGUUGGAGUCCUCGGGAACAGCACAGAGGGGGCAGAUACUAGUGCCCGGGCCAUUAUGCUUGUGGACCUCCACACCGGACGGGAUCCGUCCACAGAUCCACUGCCACAUGAAGAUGCGAAUCUUCAGGGGGAUGCGGACGGACCACACCAUCGAUAGGGGGAGGGGAUCGGAGGAGGGGGCAAUGGCCAAGUAUAGCGAUUUGGUAGAGAACUGGCCCGACGGCUCCAGGUGCCAGCGCACAAGAUCCUGAUCCCCAUCCACCACCGGCUCAUGCAGAGCAACGCAGUCAAGCAACUCACGCCAGGCGGCGGAUUCCGCCGGCCCAAAUGGCCGACGGAAAGCGAGGCGCCCUAAGUCAAGAAGGGCCCUAUCAACAGAGAUCAUGGGGACGACAGCGAUAGAGAAGAGGGUGGGGAAGCGGGCCGCAAAGGGAGAGUCGCCGGCCCAACGAUCAAACCAGAAGAGCGUCGAGAGGCCGGACCCCACCGAGAUAGAGGUACCAAUGCGGAGCACCGGAAGAAGCUGGACGAGGGACUGCCAGAACUGAGAACCUCCCGAUUUCUGGCAGAAGGCAAGGGGUUGACCACGUAGGUACUUAUUCCGGAUAAUGUCCAGCCAGAGGCCACCAUGACCCUGCGUGAUACGCCACAGCCACCGGGAUAGAAGGGCAAUAUUCAUCCGUUUAGAGCACAUGAUGCCCAAUCCACCCUGCUCCCUGGGCUUGCAAAUGUCAGGCCAGCUGACCAUGUGAUACUUCUGCUUGCCAUGCUCGCCAGCCCAGAAGAAUCGGGACUGGAUUUUGGCAAUCUCCUUAUGGAGAGAUUCAUGGAGGCUGUAGAAACUCAUAAGAAACAAGAGGAGGCUGGAGAGGGAGGAGUUGAUAAGGAUAGUCCGGGCCGCCUUGGAAAGCCACCUCCCCUGCCAGGGCUCGCAUCUGGUCUGGAGCUUGGUCACGGAGGGGCGUAGGUCUGCGACAGAGAGGCGCGAGUCACUAAUGGGCGUCCCAAGGUAGGUAGUGGGGAAAGAGCCCAGGCGGCAAUUAAGUCUGUUGGCAAUGGCCACAGACUCAGCGGGGGAAUAUCCCAUGACCAUAACAUCGCUCUUAUCGAAGUUGAUCUUGAGGCCCGACAUCUGUUGGAAGCAAAGGAGGAACUUGAGGUUGGUGAUGUCCAUCUCCGAGCCUUCGACCAUGAUGAUCGUGUCGUCAGCAUACUGGAGGAUGGAGAUUCCCGAGCCCCCAGAGAGGUGGGGGGUAAUACCUCGGAUGUGGCCCGCGGCUUUAGCCUUAUCGAGAAUGGAGGCCAAAGCGUCCAUGACCAUAUUCAAGAGGAACGGGGAGAAGGGGUCGCCUUGGCGCACCCCACAUAGGGUAGGGAAGAAGGGACCGAUCUCGCCGUUGAUGCUGACCGCCGUGGGACCGCAAGAGACCAUUUGCAUGACUCUCGUGAUCCACCGGUCGUCAAAGCCCUUCCGAAGAAGGACUUCCCUAAGGAAGGACCAGCUAACCGUAUCAUAGGCUUUGUGAAAAUCGAUCUUCAGAAAGACCGCCUUCAGGCGCUUGACCCGGACCUCAUGAAGAACCUCAUGAAGCACCAGGACACCAUCCAGGAUGUACCGACCCUUAAUGAAGGCUGAUUGGUUAGGGUGGUUAAUCCGAUCUGCAAGCAGGGUCACCCUAUUGGCGUACCCCUUGGGCAGGAUCCGGAAGAUCACGUUAAUGACCGUAAUCGGGCGGAACUGGCGGAUGUCAGUCGCCCCAGGGACCUUGGGGAUGAGGGAGAUGGUCCUGAAGUUGAGGCGGCCUAGGUCAAUAGAUCCCACGAAGAAUUCAUCAAAGAUGGCCAUGACCUCUGGUUUAAUCACGUUCCAGAAGGUCUGGAAGAAAAUGACCGGAAGACCGUCCGGGCCCGGAGCAGAGGAGGAGUUCAUACCCUUGAUGGCCUCCCAGACCUCCUGCUCAGAGAAGGGGGCCGUCAGGGACGCGUUCUCUGCGUCAGAGACAAGUUGGGCGCCGGCCCAACAAUCAUGCUCUAUUAGAGUUGUUGUCUGCUACAUUUACCCACUUUUAGGUUGGAAAAUUUCAGGCAAAGGGCUCAGCAUUGGUGUGGUCUCUCCAUAUAGUUCUCAAGUUGAUGCAAUUAAAGGCAGACUUGGCAAAAAAUACGACACAUGUGAUGGCUUUCAUGUGCGGGUCAAGUCCAUUGAUGGUUUCCAAGGAGAAGAGGAUGAUAUUAUAAUACUAUCAACGGUUAGAUCCAACGGGAACGGAGUUGUUGGAUUUCUUGCUGAUAACGGAAGAACAAACGUUGCUCUUACCAGAGCAAAGCACUGUCUUUGGAUUGUUGGGAAUGCUCAUACACUGUAUAAAAGUGGAACUGUCUGGACAGACCUUGUUGCUGAUGCUCAAAGACGUAAAUGUGUUUUCAAUGCCCGUAAUGAUGCGGCCAUAUGUAAGUUGGUUUUGCAAGUAAAGCAAGAGCUUGAUGAACUUGAUGAUCUUCUUAAUGCUGAUUCGGCGGUUUUCAACAAUGCCAAAUGGAAGGUCAUUAUUAGCGACGAGUUUAGUAAGUCUUUCACCAAACUGAAGUUGUCACAGCUCAGGAGGGAAGUACUCCAAAAGCUUAUCAAACUUGGCAGUGGUUGGAGGACAACAGUUAGAAACUUAGAUAUACCUGGUGUUUCCAAUCAUGCAAAAGUAUACAAGAUCAGGGACCUUUAUCUUAUUUGGAACAUUGACAUGGAGAAAAGGGAAAGAAAGUAUAUCCAGAUAAUAAAAAUUUGGGACCUACUCUCACAACAACAUGUUGCAAGAACAGUUCAACGUCUCGAGGUUGUUUUUUCCAUGUACACAGAUGAUUACCUGGAUCAUUGCAGAAGAGUGCAGACACUUGGGAAACUGGAGGUUCCUAUGGUUUGGAAUGUUGAGCAUGAUAUUAUUCGCUUUAAGAAGGAUUGCAGAAUUGAUGCUCAGGAAGAGCAUGAUGUCGUGGAUGCAUCACAUGCCAUGGAAAAUUCAAAAGUUAGCGAAAGCUUCUUGCUUAUGAAAUUCUACUCGUUAUCCACUGGAGUGGCAAAACAUUUGCUGACAGCUUCUGAUGGUUCGGAAAUCGAUAUCCCCUUUGAACUGACUGAUGAAGAAAAGAUGAUAAUCCAAUUCCCGCUCACUAGUUUUAUACUUGGGAGGUCAGGCACUGGAAAAACCACUGUAUUGACAAUGAAACUGUAUCGAAGAGAGCAACAGUCAUUGAUUGCCUCCCAGGGUCUAAAUUUGGAUGGUGAUGAUUUAUAUGGGAUGGAUGACAAAAAUAUUAUGGCACUGAACGACAUAGGAGAAAGUUUUGUGAAACAAGUGUUUAUAACUGUAAGCCCAAAGCUGUGUUCAGCCAUAAAUAAUCACAUUUCUGGACUUAAAAGGUUUGUUUGUGGUGAUGUCUCUAAUCAGCCUAGCAUUCUUCAUAUGCACGCCAUCUUUGAUGACCAGGAAGAGUUCACAGAAAUACCUGAGAGUUUUAGCAAUCUACCUCAUGAGCACUAUCCUCUUAUUAUAACAUAUCGAAAGUUCUUGAUGAUGCUUGAUGGAACAUGCCAGACGUCAUUUUUUGAUGUGUUCUAUGGCGAACUGAAGUCUAGUGUUGAUAGAGGGUAUUCAAAAUCUCAUGCGCUGGAAACGUCUAUUGAAUUAAAGGAAGUUACCUAUGAGAAAUUUGCUGCUUCGUAUUGGCCUCGUUUUAAUGCAGACCUGACCAAGAACCUUGAUGCAUCCACUGUCUUCACUGAAAUAAUUUCUCAUAUAAAGGGUAGAUAUCAAGCAAGCAUGCCUUACACCGGCAAUCUUGGAAGACAAGAUUAUGUGAUGCUCUCAGAUAAAAGAUUUUCAUCUCUGAACAGCGAGAAGAGAGAUAGGAUUUAUAAUAUUUAUGUUGAUUAUGAGAAUAUGAAAUCCACUGCCAGAGAGUUUGAUUUGUCAGAUUUCGUCAAUCGUCUUCACAUCAAUCUUGUAUCCGAGGGCUACAAAGGAGAUCUGGUGGAUUUUGUUUACAUAGAUGAGGUGCAGGAUCUAACCAUGACACAGAUAGCACUUCUUAAGUAUGUCUGCAGGAACUUCAAGGAAGGCUUUCUUUUUGCUGGUGACACGGCCCAGACUAUAGCAAGGGGUAUCGAUUUCAGGUUUGAAGAUAUCCGUUCACUUUUUUAUACUGCAUUUCUCUCAGAAACUGAAAUGUUUAAUCAAGGACUUCGACAUGGAAAACAAGUCCAACUCUCUGAUAUGUUCCAACUGUCUCAGAAUUUCCGCACGCACUGUGGCAUCCUUCACAUGGCACAAAGUAUCAUGAGCCUUCUGUACUUCUUUUUCCCGUCAAGUGUUGACAAGCUUAAUCCAGAGACUGGACUUGUAUAUGGAGAAGCUCCCGUGCUGCUGGAAUCUGAUAAUGAUGAAAAUGCAAUUAUGACUAUAUUUGGAGAAACCAAAAGUAAGCAUGGUAACAUGCAUGGGUUUGGUGCUGAGCAAGUCAUAUUAGUUCGUGAUGAUGCUACCAAAAAACAAAUUGUUGAUCUUGUUGGUAAACAGGCUCUUGUUUUGACUAUUGUUGAAUGUAAGGGCCUUGAGUUCCAGGAUGUGCUGUUGUACAACUUUUUUGGCUCGUCACCCUUGAAAAACAAAUGGAGAGUUCUGUACGGCUACAUGAAAGAUAGAGAUAUUAUAGCACAAUCUGAGGAGAUCUCUCAUCCGGGUUUCGACAGAAGCAAGCAUCAUCUUCUAUGCUCAGAGCUGAAGCAACUCUAUGUUGCAAUCACACGCACGAGGCAAAGACUCUGGAUAUGUGAGAAUACAGAUGAUUACUGUCGACCGAUGUUUGACUAUUGGAAGAAGUUGUGUCUUGUAGAGGUUAGAUUACUUGAUCCUUCCCUCAUUCAAGCAAUGCAGACAGGAAGUAGUACAGAUGAUUGGAGGCUACGGGGAAUCAAGUUAUUCAACGAGAGGCAAUUUGAAAUGGCUACGAUGUGUUUUGAAAAAGCUGGUGAUGCAUACAAAGAGAAGUGGGCAAGAGCUGCCGGACUUGUAGCAAUUGCUGAACGUGCCACAUCCUCAAAAUUGGAGAAUGGCAAGGCUCCAAUGCAAACAGCAUCAGAGAUUUUUGAGUCCAUAGGCAUGCAUGAGAAAGCUGCUAUGUGCUAUAUGAAAUUAGGUGACCACAAAAAAGCAUCAGAGAUUUAUGAGUCCAUAGGCAUGCAUGAGAAAGCUGCUACGUGCUAUAUCAAAUUAGGUGACUACAAGAAAGCAGGUAUGGUCUACAUGCAAAAAUGUGGUGCUUCCUGGCUUGAGGAUGCUGGUAUCUGUUUUGCUAGGGCUGAAUGCUGGUCGGAGGCAGCUGAAGUGUUCUUCAAAGCUAAAUGUUACCCCGAGUGUUUCUCAAUGUGCUCGAAAGGAAAACUAUUCAAUCUUGGCUUGCAGUUCCUGCAGCAGUUGGAGGAGGAACAUUUGCUUCAGAAUUCAAAAUCCUUAGAGGUUUCUGCUAUUAGAAAGACGUAUCUUGAAAAUUGUGCUCAGCAUUAUUCUGAGUGUGGUGACAUAAAGCGUAUGAUGCCUUUUGUUAAGGCUUUCAGUUCUAUGGAUCAUGUACGGGCAUUCUUGAAGUCUAAGUUUCUUCUUGAAGAACUGUUUAGCCUAGAGGUGGAUAUGGGUAAUUUCCUUGAAGCUUCAGAAAUAGCAAAGCAUAAAGGAGAUGUCUUACUUGAGGUAGACAUGCUUGAGAAGGCAGAUUUGUUUGAGGAUGCAACACGGCUUCUCCUCCUCCAUAUCAUUGUAGAUUCUUUUUGGUCUUCAAAUAGCAGAGGGUGGCCUCCUAAAAGAUAUCCAGAGAAGGAGCAAAUGCUUGCAAAAACCAAAGAGAUGGCAAAAAAGGUCUCUGAGUGCUUCUACUGCCUUGUUUGCCUGCAAGCUGAUGCACUGUCAGACAUGAACAAGUCUCUUGCCAGUUUAAAUUGCACUUUUCUUGAAAGCAGAAAAUGUGGUAACUUCUUUGUUGAAUUCAUCACUUCCCGUUCGAUUCUUGAUGUCCACCUUCAGUCUCGAGCCUCUGGAUACAAUUUGGAAUUAGGGCCAGGAUCUGAAGAUGAAAGUAGCUGUAAUGAUAUGGUGACUCAUAACCAGAUAUCACCCCAAACCCUAGCGUAUGCCUGGAAUCACUGGAAGUCAAUCGUAAUGAAAGUACUAUCUCAUCUUCGCCACACUGAUGGUCCAGAAUUAAAUGAAUACGAAGAUCUUUGCGUUAAGUACUUUGGGUUGAGGAAAGAUGGUGCCCGAUACUUUGUGCUUAACAUGGACUCAAGUUGGCUCUCUAGCACAAGCAGAAAUUCUUUGCAGCAAGAUGGCAACAGAUGUUGGCUGGAUGUCCUUCAGUAUCAUUCAUGUGCCCAGUCUUUCUUGAUGAAUGAGUUGUCUUCUGUUGGUUUCAGUGUACUUAAGAAGUUGGAGUCCAUUGCUCAAAUUUCUCCAAAGCCAUCAUCUUCAUAUGCCCUGGUGAGAACUAUCCUUAUUGUAAAAGAGAUAGCUAACUUUUUGGAAGAACCAGAGUUCAGUAUGCCGAAAAGUACAAUGAAGUUAAGAAGCUUCUCUGUUCUCUGGGAGCGUCGCUUCUUCGAGUUAAUUUUUCUUGUCUGGAGAGAUGGGGCAAGGAGGAGCCUCUUGCAUAUACUUGACUCACCAGCUUCGCAUGGGCUGAUUGCUGAUUCCCUUGGUGCAAAUCUUCAACCAACAAAUAAAAAUUUAACUCAUGGGCAUCUUGGGAGGACAACCAUACUUCUGCUCCAUGCAGCACGAUUGGAUGAUGGACUGAUUUCAAGGCUGCUACAGUACCUAGACAAUGAUUCUGAGUGGGCAGAUUUUUAUCGAUGUUUGAAGAUAUUUCUUGAUACUGGUGUUCUUACCUCCUUGAUCUCGAACUUUAGGCUCGCCCUUGAUUUUACCUUCAAUUUUGUGACGUGGAGGGAUGAACUGGACUACAUAUCUCCAAUAUGCUAUGUGGGUCUGAUGGAGUGCCUUGGUUUUUUGUCUUCAGCACACCUUCUACAGAAAGGUUGUAUGUACUGCACGAAAUCUCUGUUGGUCAAUAUGCUGGAAUGCCGUACCAGCAAAGUUUACCUUGACACCUGCCUGGCAGCUACUUCAAGACCAGAUUGCGAUCUUGAUCAUACGGCGUCCGAAUCAGGCCAUUCAGGCCAUUUCAUAUUAGAGACCAUUAUGACUAUCUUGACAGAGAAGAAAAUGCUUCAGGAGUGGGUCCAGAAGACUUCAACUCCUAGUUGUUCAUACAAAGCAGUCCUCCUGAGAUUAGUUGUCACACUUUAUCCGCUGAUCCUAACUCAUGAUCUGGAGAUUUCCCAUUAUAAGCUCACAAAUACUCUUCUGGAAUGUGGAGUCUUUAAGGAUUUACCUCUGGAGUUCUCUCAGAAGAUUGUACAUGCUUUACGAACGAGGUCUCGCAAACCAAGCAACUUCAUAAGAGUGGUUGCUGAUGCACUUGCUGCAAUCGGAGAUCGUCUGGUAGUUAUGGGUUCACCUGAAGGCGCAGCAAUCUGUGAAAACAUAAACGCUUAUAUGAUUAGCACAGAGGAUUUGAGUGAUGUUCACAAGGUAAUGGCUCUUCUUUGUUCUGAAGAGGCAAGUUCUGUAAAGCAAGAUGCCACACUGCCAGAAAAAUCUGAUGGUAACAAAUUCUGCAAUGUUGCUGGAAACGUUCCGAAGAUUGUACAAGAUAAUAAGAUGGAGAAUAUGGGAGAGAUAGAUUCAAGUGAUGAGAGUACUGCCUUCUGGGAAAAGCUUGAUACUUUUCAAGUCAACAAGGAAGGCCAGAAAGAUGCAAGGUUUAUUGUUGAAUUCCUUAGGAGUGCCGUUCCAUGGCUGGCUGAUGCACAAUUGCUGGAAGAGGUCAGGCACAUCUGCAGCGAGUUCGAAGAACGUACUGCCAGGACGGAGAAGACAGCUUGUCUGACCGUGGAGGAGGAUCUAUUCUCAAUGUGGCAAGACGGUGAGAACAAACUGCAUACGAUUAUCAGCUAUCUGCGUUCCGCAAGGGCGUCCAUGAAAGAAGAUGAAAGGAGGAAUGAAGCUGCAGCCGGUGCCCAGCCGCAGACUGAUGGAGCGGGCGAGCGAACCAGGCGUUCAGACAAUGUUCCUGAUAGGGGAGGAAGCAACACGGUGGAACCGGUGAAGGAAGAAGCUGUGUCGGCCGCCGGCCCGGCCUCGCAGAAGGCGGCACAGAAGCAGAAGGGCAGGAAGAAAUCGAAGAAAUGUAAAGGCCGUGGCAGGAAGUGAGCCGCUGUAGCUGUAGCCCGCGGUGUGGUUUCCCAUCUGCAAACCGUCGGCUGCGUUGGAGAAACUUGUUUUGUACCGUCACUGUAAAACUAGCUUAUGGGAAAGGCUUAUUUGGCUGUGCGUGUCGUUUAUGAGAAAUAUCGGAUGGUUCUGACUUC